Molecule: messenger RNA, 4566 nt
Organism: Phycodurus eques (leafy seadragon)
Lineage: Eukaryota; Metazoa; Chordata; Actinopteri; Syngnathiformes; Syngnathidae
Product: ephrin-A5b-like
Exons: 5
Coding region: 524-1213 (229 amino acids)
Biological process (GO): regulation of cell-cell adhesion; regulation of actin cytoskeleton organization; ephrin receptor signaling pathway
Cellular component (GO): external side of plasma membrane; plasma membrane
Molecular function (GO): ephrin receptor binding
Source: RefSeq, a predicted model, not a curated record
AGCAUGGCUGCAAGAUCCAACGCGCACACUUGGUCUGCUUCCUUCACCGCUUGCGUCUCGCCCGCUCUCCAUCGCCUGCAGACCGACCGAGUGUUGGUGAACGAUCGCGGGGACUCGUUUCCAUUUGGGUCAGACGCUUGCCGCUCUCCGCGUCGCUCUCAUCGGUUUUCUUGCCCCGGCGAUCCGCGCCGCUGAGGAGAUUCCAGCGACAAUGGCCACAUAAGGACGACAUUUGCACUCUUGAUCUGUGCCCAAGUGGAGCUUUUAUUGCGAUAUUCUGCGCUCACAAGCUCGUCCUCCUCUCGAGGAAUUUCGCUGCGCAACUUGGACAAACCGAGUUGAGCUCCGAGAAAUGUACUUUCUUUAACUUUUCCCGAAGAAUUAUACAGCAAAGUACUUUUUUUUUUUGGAGAGAGAUUUACGCAAGGGCUCGUUUAAGAGGUGAACGGACUUUCAACAACCACCAGACUUCAUCGGACUUCAAUUAAUCCUGGACGGUGGUCGCUUUGGCUUCAUUGCAAACAUGCCGCAGGUGGCGACGAUGUUCUUUCUCGUCCUUAUCGUCGGGGCGUGCGUGUACGCUCAGGAUCCUGCUUCCAAGGUGGUGUCCGACCGCUACGCCGUCUUCUGGAACCGCACCAACCCCAAGUUCUACCGGGGUGAUUACCACAUUGACGUCUGCAUAAAUGACUACCUUGACGUCUACUGUCCGCAUUACAUCAGCCCCGUGUCGGAUGAGCGGGCCGAGCGCUAUGUGCUUUACAUGGUGAACUACGAUGGCUACAGCUCAUGUGACCACACCGCCAAGGGCUUCAAGCGCUGGGAGUGCAACAGGCCUUUGUCAUCAAAUGGACCACUGAAGUUUUCCGAAAAGUUCCAGCUCUUUACACCCUUCUCAUUAGGCUUUGAGUUCCGUCCUGGCAGAGAGUACUACUACAUCUCUUCCCUCACUGACGCCAAAGGAAGAAGGAGCUGCCUUCGACUCAAAGUCUUUGUUAGGCCACAAAACAAUUGCGUGCGAAACUCUGGGAGCGUACAGGAAGGGGUCGACUUUGACGAAAACAGUCACAACAGUCUAGAACCCAGAGAUGAUAUCAGUCACGAGUCACCGGAGCCUUCUCGAAGGGACGUAAACUCUGCUGCCGGGUGUUGCAAUUCCGUGCUCCUGCUUAGCUCCGCCCUCCUACUCCUGGCUGCUUUCUUGUCUUUAUAGCGCUCAUUCUGAGGGAACUCUCAGGAAUUGACUGUCCUGAUUGGACCACAGGCUACCAUAUCUUGCAACCCCCCCGUCCCCCCCGUCCCCCACCUCCCCACCUCCCCAUGGAGCACUUUUUUGUUACAUAAAAAAAUAAAAUAAUAAUACAUUAAAAAAAAAGAGAAACAUGAAAAAAACUGACAAUCUCUCUCAGUGAAAAAGGACGGGACCAUGAAAGUCUUCAUUUUGCCAACUUGUGUGAUUGACCUUAUGGCAAGUGCCAAUGGCCCAUGGUGAAAGAGGCAGAAUCUCUUAUUCACCACCCAGAUAUUAGAAAUUGAUUUGUGUUGAAGCAAACGCACACACACACACACACACACACCUACACACUCGUAUAUCAGUGUUCAAGUUCUUUCAGGAAGUGCUGCAGGAUCACUUAAAGUUUCCAGGCCUUGUCUGUGUCUGGCACAUCACAUAAGACCCCGAUAAGUUACAUGAGUUGGUCUCACAUUAGGAGCUCGCAUGGGUCAGAAGAAAGGACAACUUUGCUGGCAUGGGGGGGUAGGGAAAUCCUCUCACAAUAUAACCUUCCUCAGGUGAUAAAGGAAUUGGAUGAUUUGUUGAGAGACUGUGGAGUAGCUUUGGCGAAAAAAAAAUAUUGAGAACAUUUAAAGAAGCACUCAUUUUUAGUGUCUGAAUUGAAGCGUUUUAAUAGUGUUUUUUUUGUUUGUUUGUUUGUUUUGUUUUUAAUGGGUCACAUACUUCAAAUGUCGCAGCCAACACGGGUGUAGAGUAGUAUUUGAAUGACGUGCAAGGUAUGUUUUGUUGUUUGUUUGUUUGUUUGUUUGUUUUUGUCCUGGCAACGUGUUUUAUUUAUUGUGAUUCUUUGUGCUUUGAUUUCUGGUGUGGUCAGCCUGUAGCUUUGGUAAAACAGCAAUAAAAACACAUUAGCACAAUAAUUCAUCAGGUUAAACACAAUAACAUACAUUUAAUUUGGAAAAAAAAAGAAUAGAAAAAUACUGAAUAUAGUUUAUGUCUGUUUUAAUCUAAAUGUUUUAAUGUUUUUUGACAAAGUCCAGGAAGGAAGAAAAAAAGUCUGAUGUGCUAUCAGGGUGUAGAAAUAGUGGAAUAUGUGUUCAAAUCUGUUAUUAAUGAAUGUCACAAUUGUAGGUUUCCUCUUGCAUUAUAUCUUUUUGUGAAUCACAGUCAUUACACAAUUAUUGUAUAUAGUGACAAAUGUCCUGGAGAGUUCAGGGAUGUUUCCAUACCUUAACUGAAGUAUACAAAUAGCAACAGUGAGUUUAGUCUUCCUCAGAAUAAGCAGCACAGAUUUUGCCAGAUGAUCAUGACGCAGCCUUGUAGUGCACUACAGUAGGGACAACAGUACAGUAUAUCAAUCGAAUAUUGGACUUAUUCCUCUAUGUCCUCCGAAUCAAAAUAAUUCAUCUUACCAUGACAUAUGGCCAUUCAUUAACUUUGUGGGAGCAGUCUGGGGGCAAUGUGACUCUCUGUUCCAGCAUGACUCUGCACCAGUACCCAAAGCAAGUGACGUACAGUAGAAAGAUGAUUGGAUUAGUUUAAGGAUGAACUAAAACAGAUCAUGCGCCAGAAUCUACAUGUGUCCCAAAAUUGUCCACAUGGUGUAAUAUAUAAAGCUCCUGUGGCCAAACUACACUGCACUGGUGUACCUGCUGAUUGCUGCUAUGAAAAAUCAACCACAUAGAGAGACAGAAAGAGGCAGAAUUGUGUUCUCUCACGGUAAACUGCAACCCAAUCACCUAAAGGGAAACGAGAGGAGGGCAAAACAUGAUGAGCUCAAUAUUAUUUCUCUGUUGUGGACAUACUACAUUUUCCUACAAGAUAAAAAUCAAACAGCUGUAGUACCUACUCUAUGUCUGCUUUGAUUUACUCAAGUGUCUGUGCAUUUUUUUUCAGUGUCCGUAAAGAAUAGAGAUAUUGUGUAGACACAUACAAAUAAUAUAAUAAAAAUAGGAGUGGCAGUAAUUUCAUAUAGUGUCAGAGUCAGUCAGAGUUUUUUAUAGUUACAAAAAUCUUAAUGGGAGUGAGUUUGUAACUGUACAUAAAAACAAAGUCAGAACAAUAUCAGAAUGAAGUUUUGAUUUUCUAGUCUGGUCAUUCACUUUCAUGUGAAUAAUGUUGUUCUCUCUAAAGAGCAUAUUAACUCCUAGAGUGCUGCAAAUGCUGCUCAAUGUGGGUGCUAAAACACAUUCAUAGGUUACAUGCAUGUUCAACUUUAAUGUUUUGUAACACUGCAUUCACUAACUUAUUUGCAUUGCAUGAUCUCAAAUUCACUUAACUAGCUCCCGCUCUUUGUCUUUCGUGGAUGUUUUUUUGUUUGUUUGUUUGUUUUCUCGUGUGUGUUCACAUCCCUGCAGCUUUGUGCAGAUAACAAAAGAUGGAUUUAUUUGUUUCAUUAUACUUCCUGACAUCUACCACCAUCCUCGGUACGUCAGAGUUUAGCCAGUAUUAGUCUACUCACUCUAAAAUGUUCACCUCCGGCCAUAUCACCAUGAGAAAAACAACCAGUUUCCUGGAUACUGUGUAUCCAACAACGAAUCUAUUGUAACAUACAGUGUUAGAUACUUUGUUCACACCCCUGUUGACGGGUGAUCAGUAAGAAAAUAAUGUUUGACAUUAGAAAACUCUUUCAUUUUAUGUGUAUUUUAUAUGAAACAUAGAAACAUUACACCCCUGGGAUGUGAAUUUGUGCAAAUGUGGAGCUUAUUGAACAUGCAGUGGUCAUCCUACACUCGUGAAUCAUGGAAAGGGCCUUAAUGAAGACCAGAUGGAUCUUUAAGAGCUACAAAAUCUCCUCUGUUUUGAAAAAAGACUGCAGUUCAUGCAGGUGUUGGAUUAAAGUAUAGCUCGGUGGUCCUUUGUUAAUCAUCAACUCUAGCUGUAUGAAAGCUCGCUGUGACAAUGUUUCAGGAGGCGCGUUUAUCUUCUUUUGCUGAUGUUUUCUAUGUUCUGAACAAAUAGUGUUGCUAGGACUGUUCGUCCAAAGGGUUCUGUUUCUAUUUCACUUGAAUUUGUUUCCAUGUAACCUGCAGCUCAAUGCCACUGUGUUUCAGAUUUGCAGAAUCGGCCUUGAUGUGCUUUUGUCUAGGGAAAUAUUUAGGUUACCUUUGCAAAAACUGUUUCCCAAACUCCAUAUUUGUUUUAACAUUGUAGUGAGUGUACCCUUUGCCCCUCAUGAUCUCCUCUAAUGUUUCAGUUUCCCUGCUCAGUCUCUCGCUAGAUUUUUCUACAGAAAGGGCGUUUCUUUGUAAAUACACAUGUUGGAGCAGCUAUAACUAAUGAAAACAAUCAUGGAAAAAAAAGAUGUAAUAAAUAUUUCUUUGUCAUUGUAA